GCUUCCAGUGCUGCUUGCUCUCGACAUCAGUCGUCGAGCCACCCGACGCUCCCGAUCUCCACGCCCAUACCGCUGACCGCUGAGGUCUCAAUCUCGACCAUGGGCCGAUCCAACUCGGCGCGGCCCCCUGCCAGCAGGAACGGCUCGGGCAACGCAGUUGUUUCUGCCAACUCCAAGUCUAAGAAGGUCGCCAAGCGCCAGGACUUUGGUUCCGACGGUGUCACCGACAACGAUGUAUUCCUCCUCCCCGGCUCCGACUUCCAGGUGCUCGUCUUGGUCACAAUCAUCGGCGCCGUCGUCAGACUCUUCCGUAUCUGGCAGCCGACCAGCGUGGUUUUCGAUGAAGUCCACUUCGGUGGUUUCGCGACGAAGUACAUCAAGGGCAAAUUCUUCAUGGACGUCCACCCUCCGUUGGCCAAGCUCCUCAUCACGCUCUUCGGCUGGCUCGCGGGCUUCAAGGGCGACUUCGACUUCAAGGAAAUCGGCAAGGACUAUAUCGAGCCUGGCGUACCCUACGUAGCCAUGCGCAUGUAUCCCGCCAUCUGCGGUAUCCUGCUCGUCCCUACGGUGUUCCUCGCGCUCAAGGCUGCUGGCUGUCGCACCCCUAGCGCUGCUCUUGGUGCCUCUCUGAUCAUCUUUGAGAACGGUCUCCUCACCCAGGCCCGCUUGAUCCUCCUCGAUGCGCCUCUCGUCGCUGCUACUGCUUUCACGGCCUUGUCGUGGAUCUCCUUCUCCAACCAGCAUGAGCAAGGUCCCUCGAAGGCUUUCCAGCCUGCGUGGUGGUUCUGGCUGGCCAUGUCCGGCCUGGGCAUGGGCAUCACCCUCAGCAUCAAGUGGGUUGGUCUGUUCACCAUUGCCUGGGUUGGGUCCUUGACCCUGGUCCAGCUUUGGGUUCUUCUCGGUGAUACCAAGACCGUCACCAUGCGUAUCUUCGCCAAGCACUUCCUCGCCCGCGCUUUCUGCCUUAUCGUCAUUCCCGUCAGCUUCUACAUGGCCAUGUUUGCGAUCCACUUCCUGUGCCUCGUCAACCCUGGUGAUGGAGAUGGAUUCAUGAGCUCUGAGUUCCAGGCCACGCUGAACAGCAAGGGUAUGCAAGAUACACCCGCGGACGUUGCCUUCGGUAGCCGCGUCGCCAUCCGCCACGUCAACACUCAGGGCGGUUACUUGCACUCCCACCCGCUCAUGUACCCAGGAGGCAGCCAACAGCAGCAGAUCACUCUUUACCCGCACAAGGACUCCAACAACAUCUGGCUCCUGGAGAACCAGACUCAGCCAAUCGACGUCAAUGGGCUGUCCAUUAACGGCACGGAGGCCUGGGACAAGCUGACCAACAUCACCGAGAACUACAUUACUGACGGCAGUGUUAUUCGUCUCUACCACACCCCAACUUUCCGCCGUCUCCACUCGCACGAUGUUCGCCCUCCGAUCAGCGAGCAAGACUGGCAGAACGAGGUCUCGUGUUACGGUUACGAGGGUUUUGAGGGUGAUGCGAAUGAUCUUUUCCGCGUCGAGAUUGUCAAGGGCCAGUCAGCGGGUGUCGCCGCCAAGACCCGUCUUCGCACAAUUGAGACUAAGUUCAGGCUCGUCCAUGUCAUGACUGGUUGCGCACUGUUCUCCCACAAGGUCAAGCUGCCAGAAUGGGCUUCGGAGCAGCAGGAAGUUACCUGUGCUAAGCAAGGAACACUCCCCAACAGUAUUUGGUACAUUGAGUCCAAUGACCACCCUUCCCUUGGAGCAGACGCCGAGAAGGUCAACUACCGCAAGCCCGGUUUCCUCGCCAAGUUUUGGGAGAUCCAAAAGGUCAUGUGGCGCACGAACGCCGGCCUCGUUGAUUCUCACGCCUGGGACUCCCGCCCUGACUCGUGGCCCAUCCUUCGUCGUGGAAUCAACUUUUGGGGACGCAACCACCGCCAGAUCUACCUUAUUGGCAACCCCAUCGUUUGGUACACGUCCACCCUGGCCGUCGUCAUCUACAUUCUGUUCAAGGCUGUUGCCGUUCUUCGGUGGCAGCGAAGCUGUGGUGAUUACUCCAACACAACGUUCAAGCGCUUCGACUACGAGAUUGGCGCCUCUGUUCUGGGCUGGGCUCUCCACUACUUCCCAUUCUACCUGAUGAAGAGACAGCUCUUCCUACACCACUACUUCCCCGCCCUUGUGUUUGCCAUUAUGGCCUUCUGCCAGAUCUUUGACUUUGCCACGACGAGAAUUUCUGGACCGCAGAACCGGCCGAUCGUGAACAAGUUUGCUGCCAUCACCAUUCUCACUCUCUCUGCCGCCGCGUUCGCCUUGUACUCUCCACUGGCUUAUGGCAAUACCUGGACUAAGGCCGAGUGCAAGCGUGUGAAGCUCUUUGACACCUGGGACUGGGACUGCAAUACAUUCCUUGAAAACGUGAGUAUUCCCCCACAAGGCUUGCCUGACCGUCAGAGGGGUUGAAGCAAAGUGGAAUUCGCGUCUGCCAGGGGUUUUGGAUUCGAUACCACACCAGCGCAACCACUAGAUCCAAACCGC
This is a messenger RNA of Microdochium trichocladiopsis, 2511 nucleotides long. RefSeq names its product dolichyl-phosphate-mannose--protein mannosyltransferase. NCBI's taxonomy places the organism in Eukaryota, Fungi, Ascomycota, Sordariomycetes, Xylariales, Microdochiaceae. Gene Ontology annotation, biological process: protein O-linked glycosylation via mannose. Gene Ontology annotation, cellular component: membrane; endoplasmic reticulum. The coding region runs from base 100 to 2436 and encodes 778 amino acids. The transcript has 2 exons. Gene Ontology annotation, molecular function: dolichyl-phosphate-mannose-protein mannosyltransferase activity. The record is from RefSeq and is a predicted model, not a curated record.